AUGGACGUCGUCACGUACCAGGAGGACCGUCUUGCUGAUGCCAUGUCAACCAUCAGCGACGUGUUGAACAACAUCCGGCGGCUUCAAACGGUGGAGUGCAGCCCCGAAAAGGUGGACCUCAACGAUGCGCACAACAUCGCGCAGAUUUGCCAGGGCGUGGGGUUCAUUGGCCUGGCGAUGUGGCUCAUCUUCGCGAACAACUCCAAGGUGGCGGUGGCCCAGAAGGCGCCCUUGGAGCAGCGCCACGCGGUGUGCGCCACCAUCAGCACGGCGGUGGCGCUCUUCUCGGGCUUUUUCAACAUCCUGCAGCUCACCGCCAUUGACGACUUCGACCUGCCCGGCCGCGCCUCCACCUUCACCCUGAACUUGUCCAGGCCGGUGGAAUGGCUGGCCACCUGCCCCAUCAUGCAGCUGAAGCUGGUGGUCUUGGCUGGCGCCCGUGUGCCGAGCUACCGGCGCUUCAUGAUGCCGCUGCUCUCGGUGGCAGUUCUGCUCUGCGGGACUGCCUCGAUGUUCACCGCGGAUGCCUUGCGCUUUGCCUGGUACGCCUUCGGCAUCAUGUUGGCAUUCAUCAUGUUCUACCACAACGUUCUGCAGAUCAAGGAGAACAGUGAGGGAGAGGAGGGCGCGUUCAAUGGGGACUCGGACUUCCGCAAGCUGUCCUUGCUGCUAAUCGUGACUUGGUUCCCCUUCCCAAUAUGGUUCUCGCUGAGUGUGGAGGGUUUCGGGCUCAUCACUGACCCUCUGGUCAUCGAGCUGGGCUGGGUGGUCUUGAACCUCGUCUCCAAGUUCACCUUCAUCAUCUGGAUGCAGCGCAUGAAGAUGGUGCACCAGCGCAAGCUGGAAGCGGCCCGGGAGCUCUACGGUCUGUCCCCCACUGACGAGGUGGCGGAGGAGGAGCUCAGGGCCAAGUCCGUGCUCGACGGGAAGGCCACCGGCCGCGCCUCCGACUACGGCCUCGGCUUCGGGGAGGAAGCGGAGAGCGAGGAGAAACUGGUGGAGGUUGUCUCUGAGACCAUGGUCACUCUCGGCAUGAGCGCCCACACCGACCGCCUGCUGCGGCUCAUGGUGGAGAACGGUGUCACCAACACGGCAGUGCUGGAGCGCCUGAACGCAGAGCGUUGCAUGGAGCUGAACCUGCCGUGGACGCUCAUUGAGUCCUCGCAGCGUCGCUGGAUCUCCGAGAAGAUGAACAUGGGCCAGGAUCAAGGCGGGUCUGUGGAGAAGGAGGACCCAUUCAAGAAGUUGCUGGAGGCCAACAAGGAGCGCAUGACUGGCAAGGGCCUGCUUCACAGCCUUCCUGGGGCCAUGCCCAUGUCGAUGGCCGGGAUGGCCGGGAUGUCUACGCCCCCGGUGGCUGGGUUCAUGGGCGACAUGGGCUCGGUGGAGGAGCACAUCAACAACGCCAUGGAGCGAUACCUCAUGCCUUUCCAGGAUGCGGUGAUGACCAAGCUCCAGUUUAUGGAGGACAACCUGCAGCGGCAGCUGGAGAACACGCAGGAGGCCAUCAGUCAGAGAAUGGACUUCUCCCAGGUGGCGCUCUUGCAGACGGUGAACGCCUGUCAGGUGUUGCUGCACAAGUUGGACUCCUCGCAGGAAAGUGUGGUGCACAAGCUGGACGCGCACAAGGUGGGCGUGGACACCUUGGUGUGUAACAUCACCGGGGCCAACGACACUACCAAGCAGGCCCUCCUGGACUCGGUGAACACCUCCUCCAGCAUGAUGCUGCAAAAGCUGGACGCCACCCAGCAGGACUUGCUGAAGCAGACCAGGGAGUCCCACUCGGUGCUGCAGAAGGUAUCGGGCAGCCAGGACACCAUGAUGAAGAAGGUGGACUCGGGCAAUGAGUUCACGCAGCGCCGUCUGGUUGAGAUGGAGAGUACCAUGGAGCGCAAGAUGACAGAGGUGAGCGGCACAGUGUGCAAGAGCCAGACGGACAGCUCCGCGCAGCUGCUGACGAACUUGCGCCAGGACCUGGCCACGUUGGCGGCCCAGGGCAACGCCACCGUGGACGCCACGGAGAAGAGCUCGGCGGUGCAGGAGGAGUGCAUGGCGGACGUGCGCCGCCAGAACAUGAUGAUCAUGGACAUGUUGACCAAUGCCCAGGAGACGAUGCACACCAGCGCGGAGAGCUUGCACACCUUCACGCGCUCGGAGAUCAUGCGGGACAGUGCCACAAACAUGGAGAUGCAGCUGCGGGAGGUGAUCGUGAAGCAGAUGAGCCAGCUGCAAGAGGCACUGAUUGGUGAGGACGUUUCCGGCAAGGGCCAGGCCAAUCUGAAGGAGGCGGUGCAUGCCAUGGUGGAGCGCCUCGAGGACGGCGCCCGACGCCUGGAGUUGGCCUCCACUCAGGGCCAGGCCGGCGUUGGAGCCUCCAGCCCAGACAUGGAGGAGAUGAUCCGCCGUGAGCUGGCGGCAGUGGCGCUGGCCAUGUCCCAGCAGCACCGGGAAGUGGCCCAGGAGUCUCUGAUGCAGGUGGGGGAGGCCGUGCGGGGCGAGCUGUCCUCCUUCAAGGAUGUCCAGGUUCAGAUGUCUGGCUCGCUCACGGAGAAGGUCACGGAAUUGGCGGAAGUGGUGGCCACCAACAUGACGCGCCUGGAGACAGGCGUCGACAAGGUGCUGCAGACGGUGGAGUCCGGAUCCAAGGCUGUUGGCGCUUCAGGCGGCGAGCGCCGCACCACGGGCCGGGGAGAGCGCGGCUGA
This is a messenger RNA of Effrenium voratum, 2703 nucleotides long. Lineage: Eukaryota; Dinophyceae; Suessiales; Symbiodiniaceae. The record is from the annotation of a GenBank genome assembly.